UCUAGUCGGGUCCCUUUGCGUAGGCUUUCCCGACUGUAAACGACAUUUCCCAAAGUGCCAUUCGCGCACUUACCAUGCAGUGGAACGUUGUAUGGCAGCUGAUUGACUGAUAUUGAUCCAAUAGGUGAUUCCUGAAAUAUGUUUUAGGGGCGGAGUAAAGGUACACAACCUGUACAUUGGGCCAAGGGCGCAGGGCAAUGGUGAAUGUUGAUGCUUGGAAAACGUCAUGCCUAGAAUUAGAACUCUGUAUGGGCUGUGCGCGCCGCCUGCCGCUCGGAUGGUAGCCCUGCCUACCCGUUGAGCGAGCGCCGAAACUGCAGUGCGGAGAAAAUGUAACAGUAGGAGGAGAAUGAUAGUAGAGCUUAUGGGCCUGGGGACUGCUGUUAGUUGCGAUGGAGGAGAGGUUGUGUCUUAUGGAAUUAUAUCUAAGGAAAGCCUAUUGGAAACAGAACGGGUCCCACCCUGUGUUUGUAGCAGUAAGGUAAAUGGCUGAAUCAAGUUGGGAGCUGCUGUGUCUCUGUCUGGCCGGCCAAUGCAGUGCGUAGGGACGGCCGCCCAGCCCGACGAAAACAUGAACGGAGCGGGGGAGCAGGUGGACAUCCUGCCCCCCAACUGCCUGGUAAAGGACCGAUGGAAAGUGCUGAAGAAGAUCGGCGGGGGAGGUUUCGGAGAGAUCUACGAGGCGUUGGACCUGCUGACCAGGGAGAAUGUGGCUCUCAAGGUAGAGUCAGCCCAGCAGCCUAAACAGGUCCUCAAGAUGGAGGUGGCCGUCCUCAAGAAACUGCAAGGAAAAAAUCAUGUAUGUAAAUUCAUCGGAUGUGGAAGGAACGAGAAGUUUAACUAUGUGGUCAUGCAACUUCAGCAGGGGAGAAACCUAGCGGACCUGAGGAGGAGUCAACCUCGUGGCACCUUCACCAUGAGCACCACGCUACGCCUGGGCAAACAGAUCCUGGAGUCCAUAGAGGCAAUCCACUCUGUGGGCUUCCUGCACAGAGACAUCAAGCCUUCAAACUUUGCCAUGGGUCGACUCCCCUCCACCUAUAGAAAGUGCUUUAUGUUAGACUUUGGCCUAGCUCGCCAGUACACCAACACUACCGGAGAGGUCCGACCGCCCAGAACUGUGGCAGGAUUUCGGGGCACUGUUCGUUAUGCGUCAGUAAAUGCUCAUAAAAACAAAGAAAUGGGUCGCCAUGACGAUCUAUGGUCGCUGUUUUACAUGUUGGUAGAGUUUGCAGUCGGUCAGCUACCAUGGCGAAAAAUAAAAGAUAAGGAGCAAGUGGGUCAGAUUAAGGAGCGCUACGACCACAGAAUGCUGCUCAAACACAUGCCUUCUGAGUUUCAUAUUUUCCUGGAUCAUGUUUUAGGCCUUGACUACUUUACCAAACCAGAUUACCAGUUGCUGAUGUCGGUCUUUGAGAACAGUAUGAAGGAACGCAUCAUCACAGAGAAUGAGUCUUUUGAUUGGGAGAAGGGAGGGACGGAUGGAGUGCCUCUGUCCACCUGCACGUCAACGCCCCCUCAACAGAACACACGACAGACCCCCGCCAUGGUCGGGGUGGUGAACGUGACUCUGAUUCCUGGGGAGCUGCCGAGGGAGAACACAGAUGACGUUCUACAAGAUGACCACCUGAGUGACCGGGAGAAUGCUCCACCUGCAGUACCUAGCAGGCCUUGCGAGGGGACACUACCCAAGGCGGAAGGCGAGGCAUGGAACGACACCGACUUCAACCGCAACCAACUUAGGAUGAGCAUCAGCAAGGGGCAGUUGGCUGCGGAGGAGGAGCCUACUAGAGGGGUGUGUCCUGAGGCCCCUGUGGGUGGAGCUCCCACAGAAAUGACUGGUGCUCAGGUCUGCGCUCUGCGGUACCGGAGGAUCAACAGCCCAGAGUCAGACCGUCUGUCCGCCGCAGACGGGAGACCAGACGUCUACGACAAACGAGGGUCUCGUAUGGACAUCCUGGGAUCCCCUUCCCGCUACGUGCACUCCUCCCAGCCGGCCCAGAUGCACUCCCUGGAGGAAGGAGGUGGGGACCGGCAGGGUGGCGGUGGGAGACCAGGCCAGGAGGUCUCCGUAGCCUCCGCGGCCGACCCCGAGGCCCACAGUAACGCCUUCAUCCGGUCUGUACCACUUGCAGAGGAGGAAGACUUUGACAGCAAGGAGUGGGUGAUCAUUGACAAGGAGACUGAGCUCCAGGACUUCCUGGGUCUCCUGGGCCCGGGGGCCGAGCCUACCACCUCGGGUCCCACCACCGACGAGGAGGCAGAGGAGCUGAGGCCCCUGGAGGAACUGGAGGAGCGGAGGAGGUUACGGGGAGCUGGAGGUGGAGAGGUGGUGGUGAGGCCUAAGAUGCGAGCAGGAGGCAUAGGGGCACUUCCGGAUGGGGAGGGGUCUAAUGGGGCUAGUCCUGGACACUCUGGUUAUCACACUCUGCCUCAUAGCCAUGGACACAGACCACGGCCACAGUCGGAGCACUUUGGAGCUCACGGACAGGCCCCGGAGCAGAUCAACACAUACCAGGGUGGCAGUGUGGAGGACCUCCUCCAACAGAGUGCAAAGAGAGAGAGACCUGACCUUAUCAUGCUGGCCCAGCAUCGCCUAUAUCGGGUGGACUUCCUCUCUGCCAUGCUCACCGCCACCCUUCCGCCUCUCCAAACCUCCUUUGAGGUUGUUUCCGGAACCCUUGUUGAGCAGGAUCGUGAUAGGGAUGUGAAUGGGGCCGGGGUUGGGUCCAGCGGUGUCGGGAGCCCCAAAAGCAGCGAGCACAGCCAGGAGGGAGAUGAUGGAGCUCCCUCUACUCUCCUCGCAGACGAGCCUCCUCUGGACUACCCUCACCAGGUCUCUGCGGGAGUCGGGUUAGGGGGUGAUCCGGACCUGGAGCUGGAGGAAGGCUCCAAAACCCUGGUGCUCUUCUCCCCUGGAGACAUGAGGAGGUCCCUUGCCGUGGUGGGCGAUCUACCCCCGGACGAUACUGGGAGCCGCCAGGGGACCCUGGCAGCCAUCACACCCCAGUGUGAGAGAGCCCUGGGAGCUCUGGGAAGCCUGCUGGACGUGUCUGAGCCAGGUACUCUGUCCUCCCAGCUGAAGUCCGAGCCCAAAUCAUCUUUGACGGCCGUCACUGCCAUCCUGGUCAAUGUGGCGUCCAAUGUGGUUGCUCCUACUGGCACCUCCCCUCCUUUCACCAAAGUGGAGCGCACAUUCAUCCACAUUGCCGAGACCACCCACCAUAAUGUGAUGAGCUCCUCAGGGACCCUGCAACCCAGGCUGCCCACAGCCAAACAGGAGGACCGCUUGGAGGGAGAGAAAGAGGAGGAUGUCUCCGAUGUAGAGAAAGAGAGGGGUGGGGAGAGCAGAUCCGAUGGGGACCUCUCAGACAAAGACGUUGAUAAUGGGAGUGAGAGGGAGUCUGAGGGUGAGGUCCCAAAGACAUACAACGUACAGAGGAGGGAGAGUAGAUCAGAAGGAGAUGUCUAUGAGAAAGAUGAGGAAGGGGACGAGGAGAACAUUCCAGAGAGCGACAAGGUGGAGGAGGGGGAGAAAGAUGAGGAGGAGGAGGAUGAGGAGAAGAGAGAUAGUAGGUCCAAUGAGGAAGUUCCAGAGAUAGAAACCCUAGGUUCCCAAGAGGUAGACAUGACUAAGGAGGAGGAAGAGGAUGUUGCAAAGAAAGAGGUUGAGGAAUUAAUCCCUCCAGAAAAAGAGAAGGAAGAAGAGACGGAACAUGGGGACGAGGCUCCGCCAGCGAUACAGUCAAACUUCUCCUCUCCCAUUCUCUGUCCCUCCGAAGAACCUGAAGCCCAGGAUGUCCUGGGCUUCAGGAUACCCCUAUUGGAUACCCCUAUUGCCGUUUCCCCUGAGAAGGCGCCUGCCCAAGACGUGACGUUGGCAAAGAAGGAGAGCCAGGUCCAGCUCAAACAAAACAUUGAGACUUCUCCACAAGAGGAACCCAAGGACUCUGGUGAUCCAGAAACAUUGGCAGUGCACCAGGUGGAGAGCAAAGAAGUGGCCAGCAAACAAAUCAGGCCUCGCAAACUGAGCCGAAUCCCGGUUCUCUCCCAGUCUGAGGAGGACACCGGCUCGGACCAGGACCAGUCGGCAGCGUCCCAGUCACUCAAGUCUCGUCAGAAGGCCAAGCAACCCCACCUAGCCCGGCUGGUCAUGGAAAGGACACAAGGUCGUAUGCUAAGACUGGCUUCUGUUUCCUCAGCUUCGUCUGCGGAUGAUGGCUGUAAAGCAGCAGCAGAGACCCAGUCAGAGGAAGACACCCAUGAUGAGGAUGACUCUCUGCCCAGGAAGGAAAGGGGUGUUGGGGGGGAAAGGGAGAGACGUGGGGGGCGACAAAGAAGCAGGAUACCCCGUCCUGUCACGCCUGUUAAGCUGCAGGGACCCUCUGUUACAGCGUCUGAAAAUGGCACCAAUGCUAGUGUCCACAAGCCACAACUUCCAACUGUAUAUAAUAGGCAUCAAUCUCACAAACCCAGGACCCCAAGCAUGAAUGUUCCACUGCACCAGAGGUCCCAGACUCUGCAAUCCCGACCUGGACCCGGGGUUAACUCCUCCCCCCUAUUCUCCACCCCCCGGGCCCCCUUGCGUGGGGUCAUCUUCCGAGCCCCUCACUCUGCAUGCCCCUUCCCCCGUAGCCUCAGCACCUCCCCCCGCAGCUACUCCACCUCCCGGACCGACAGCCCCUCCCCUCAGCGCCCACGCCGGGGGGCUGCAGUCACAGAGAUCCGGAGGCAGCUCAUAUCCGUGCGGGCGCAGACUGCACUUCCGCUAAAACCCAGACCGCCUCAGACCGAGGACUCCUCAGCCCCUGGGACACCCAGAAGGCGAGGCAAACGUUACCCAUCGUCAUCUAUAUCCACACUUACAUCCACACCCACCAAGGGGAAGUCAGAUGCUUCUGAGAGCAAGACAGCCAUCAGAUAAUAAAGGCUAGCCUAGCUUAGUGUAUCAGGGCAAUCUAUCCAUCAGACUAUCCACACUGCACUUCACACACCCCUUUAUCUACUGUAUGUCAGAGAAACUCCACAACCUCAAACGUGUUUGUCCCAAAUUGUGCAAAAACGCUUUGUUUUAACUCUCAGCUUAAGAUAACAAAGAGGGGUCUGCUUCAAAUCACAAUUAAGCCCAAGAACAAAACAAGUAAUAGGGAGCACCAGGCAGCGGUGUGACCCCCAACGCCACACAGACUAGGGAAGUGGGUGUUAGUAACUUCAUCUGCAGCUUAGGCCUCCCUAUUACAGUCUAGGAACUUGUUCCUUAGCAGGGUUCGAAUUACACAUUGACUCUUGGCGGCUCUGCACGACAAUGGUGCCCAACGUCCAUGUCGUUGACAAAUGUGGGGUACCUGAUUUGUUAUGGGGGGGUCCCCUAGCCCCUCUGUAAUUAAAGUCUGAUCCUGGAGGAAUCUAAUGGAGUCUGACUCAGUACUGCAGCCCUCAAAAGCCUUAAUAAGACCUGUUCUAAGACCUGUUCUUAUCUACUCCUCCGAUCACAAACGCUUCCAGGGACAAAACAACAACUGCAACAGGAGAGCAGCAGCCUCAUCUGAUCUUACUGACUAGUUUGCUUAAAGAAGUGCUUUAAAUUAAAAUGAUCAUGUGUGAUAUGAAAAUUAUAUAUAGCUAAAUUAUAGGAUUCACCUUAUUUAGGUCAAACCUCAGAAGUAAUUUAGGGAACACUUUAUUUGACGCUCCUUCUUAUGAAGGGUUAUCAACUGUUGUAUUGCUUUACAAGCAUUCAUAGCACCUUAAAGAUGAAGUCAAAGAAACUGUACAAAAAGCAAUAAGGUACCAGAGACUGUUAUGUAUCAUGAAUAUCUCUCUCAUGCCUUAUUACCUGUAUUGUAAAGUUUCACAAUGCUCAAUGACUGCAUCUAUGAGAUGCAUUAAUGUUUUUAAAGCAUUAUAACACAUAAGGUGCAUCAAGUAAAGUUUUACCUUCAUGUACUUAAGAAUCAGAUCUGAAAUGGUGUUUGAUUAUAAAAAGGCAGUGUGCAGUUUACACUUGUUAUUAUUUCUCUCUCACACCUAAUCAGGGACUAUCACAGCUGGUAAAUCUGCAUUUGGAAUGAAAAAGUGUGCCGUAUCUAUGAUAACCAUUAUAGACUAGUAUACCGUCUUUUUAAGCCCUACGAAUGCAUCUAUAAAGUGCUAUGAAUGUGCUUAUUAGACAAUAUAACACUUCACGAGGAACCGCUUCAAGUGUUACUAAAUAUUUCCUACAGUAGGCCUAUAUCUCCAUUUGAAAUAAGGGUAACGCUACAUUAAGUAAAGUGUUACCGAAAUAAGUGUCAUUAUUACUCUUUCUUUGUUCAUUGAGAUUGAACUGGAUUUUUGGGGGAUUCGAAAUGAAUGCGUUUUACAAGAUUAAGUUGAUGUAUCUACUAGUGGCUUUGUAAUGGUCCACAUGUGUUCUUGUCUACCUCGGGAGAUGGUUUCACCCAGAUAUGAUCACAAGUGGCUUUUCUUUAGGGGAAUUCACUGGAUGUACCCAGAGAUUAACGUUACGUCCCAAACGGCACCUUAUUCCCUAUUUAGCACUACUUUUGACCAGGGCCCAUAGGGGAUGCUAGCUAUACAGGGGGUGCUAGCUAUACAGUUUCACUGAAUGUUUACUUCAGGUGUAAAAUCAUCAGUCAAUCAUUCACAUUUCAGAGAUUUAGCUAAUUCCUUAAUUUUUUUUCAGUUACAAAUACCUAUUAUUCUGAACAUAUGUGUCCCCUUACUACAUGCUGCAUAUUAAAAACAUCACUGUAGAAUAUUCUUUCUUUUGCACUUUAAAUGUCACUGUUUAUUUGUCUUUUCUCACUGUUAGUCUGCACUUUUAUCUUACGGAAAUCAUAAUUUCUCUCAUCAAAUGACAAGGAUAAUACAAUUUACAAUAUAGCGAUACAUCUACGAUAGUACAAUACAACAUUUUCAAAUUCAUUUAUUUUGCUUCGUACAAUACCCCAACAACUUUCUAACAUCACCGAAAAAUGUCUUGAGCAAUUUAGUAAGACAUGCACUCAGGUAGAGCUGCUAUGUGAUGUCAAUCAUUCACAGUUUAAUAAGAAGCAAUUUCAUUGGCUCACACUAAUAAAAGUUUGCUUUUAAUUGGUCCAUCAGCACUUCUAGGAAAUUUGCCAUGCCUUGCCAUUGAAAUAUACUGGUGUUCCAUAAUAAUUUACCAAUAGUGUAUAGUUACUUCUUGAGACAAAAAGUUAGCUUUAUUUUCAUUUGAUAAAUCAAAAGUGUUAAUUGCAUUUGUUUCGUUUACUUAAAUUUUCAGAAGUGUCAAAUUGUUGGAUGAGACCUCGAGCUUUAACAAUACUGCUGCAUUCAAACUGUGUUUAAAAUUAGUGUGGUGUUAAAUAUACAGUAUGUGUUUAAUUUGACAUUAUUCUAAAGAUUGUUUGGUGAGAGAGAUGGAACUUAUGGAAAGUUAUCAGAACAAAUACUUUCAGCAAUGACAAACUACAACAUUAAUAAUUAAAUAUGGUAUGUAAAUUGAAGUGCAAUGAAAUGCUAACCAAUCAAAGUUAUUACGAACUACAUGUACCUGCAUUUUUAAGAACAUCAAGAUAAAGUAUCCAAUGUAAACAGUUAACUAUUGUACAUGUACUUAAUCAUUAACUUUGAUUAAAGAAAAAAAGAAAAUAUAAUCGAUGAAUACAUAAAAUGAUGGUAGGAAGAGGGAGAAAUAAUAUUAUUAUUUUAUGGGUACAUUCAAGAUGUUUUCUGUCCCCAUCCACAUUUACUUGUCUGGACUAUCGAUCUGCCCAAUCUAGGACGGACUUUGCAUGAAUGUGUUUAAUUAAUUAAAUCAUUAUCAAAUCAACUGCUUAUUAUACGAACUAGCUUGCUUACAAGUUAUCCAUUUGAUCAAUGAUGACCGACAAUAAAGACCUGCUUCAUUCA
This is a messenger RNA of Coregonus clupeaformis (lake whitefish), 7899 nucleotides long. RefSeq names its product tau-tubulin kinase 1. Gene Ontology annotation, molecular function: ATP binding; protein serine/threonine kinase activity. The transcript has 15 exons. Gene Ontology annotation, biological process: signal transduction; peptidyl-tyrosine phosphorylation; peptidyl-serine phosphorylation. The coding region runs from base 533 to 4924 and encodes 1463 amino acids. Lineage: Eukaryota; Metazoa; Chordata; Actinopteri; Salmoniformes; Salmonidae. The record is from RefSeq and is a predicted model, not a curated record. Gene Ontology annotation, cellular component: cytoplasm; nucleus.